Messenger RNA from Diachasma alloeum, 1387 nucleotides. RefSeq lists its product as uncharacterized. The coding region runs from base 402 to 860 and encodes 152 amino acids. The transcript is spliced from 3 exons. The record is from RefSeq and is a predicted model, not a curated record. Lineage: Eukaryota; Metazoa; Arthropoda; Insecta; Hymenoptera; Braconidae.
UGUCGUGGCACACACGAAAGCUCGAUUAUUUCCAAUAAAUUGUUGUUCGUCAUUAACCACAAUCGACAACUUGACGGUUUUUUUACAAUUGGAAAAUUCAUAAAUAUAAGUAUCGAUAUUAUUGUUGCAAAGUGUUGAUCCGUUAUAAUGAGUGACCAUAAGGCUUUUUUGCCUUAUUUUUACAACGAUGAUAAUGGAUAACCUGCGUCAUGUUGAGUGAAAUAGCUAGACCAAACUUACUGCUUUUCUGAACAACUUUGAGUCUUUUCUGGGUAACGCAACCUCAGUUUCCGUCCCUGAAAUUUCGUAAUGAUUCUUUUCAUCCAGCACAAGUGAACACAACUCCAUUCUCUCUUUGCAUUGUAUUCAAGUUAUCAGAACUGAGAUAGUACGAAGUAAAGAUGGAGCAGCUAGGGGAAGGUCAGACAGUUGUAGUUGGAGGUGCUGGUGGAACAGCUCUCCAGGUAGUUCAAAUGGGUCAGGGUGGCCAGGCUAUGAUGCUCCCACAAACAAUUCAGGUUGCAGCGCCAAAUGGACAGAUUCAAAUGAUGACAUCACUCGCUGGGGCAGGACAACAGAUUGUUAUUCAACAACCACAGACACCACAGAUUAUACAGACCCCAGAUGGACAAACUUAUAUCUAUCAACCCGUUCAAUUAGAGGGGCAGGUUCAACAGGCACAACCUACAGUUAUAAAUGUCAAUGGCACGUUGAUGCAAAUUGCCGGAGCCACGACACAAGGGACGACAGCAACUACCGCAGCUCCAGUGCAACCAAUGUCGAGUCCAACAGCAGCAGCACCUCAGGCAGGAAAUAUUGUUAUGGUGAAUACGUUCAGAAAGUCUCUUUCACUUGCUUAGUCUGUGUACCAUGAUAUACUGGCUAGUAGUGAUAACAGAGCGACAUUAGUGACAGAAUGCAACGGCAUUUAUUUACCCUGCAUCAUUCUUUAUUUUCUAAUAAUCUGGCUAAUUUGUUCGUGAGCUUUUCAAUCUUUCGGUACUAAAUGAGUUUUAAUGGACACUUUCAAUUUCUUCAUAAAUCAAUAACUCAUUGCAUUUUUAAGGACGUCAAGUAUUCCUCUUUCUGUGGAAAAUACUCUUCCUCUCUUGGUAAUGAGUCCAGGCUGAGUUGGAUUGACGACUUAGUUUUUUAGUUAUGGGUAGUUUCAUAAAAGUUCAGAGUGUCGAUUAAGUCCUUCUUUCCUCUGAAUAGGUGAGCAAAUCCACCAAUUCUGCAUAUAAAAAAUUGCUGCAAAAUUUUACAUUAAAACAAAAAUUUUUAUAGAAAAGUAUAGUCCAAAAGAAGAAAAAUAAGCACAACCGCAACUCUGUAACUCAAUAAUUGGCGGAGAUAUUGAAGAUUGAAUUUUUUUUUCAAAUGUAAU